ACUUUAUUGGUAUAAAAACACUCAGGCACUAGCCACUUUAUAGACUCUCCCGUCGACUAGGACCGUACAAACACAUACAGAAUGAAGGUUACACUAGUAUUCGUCCUCGCCUUCGCGGCUGUGGCCCUCGCCGAGAAGUACACAGACAAAUACGACACCAUCAACUACCACGAGAUCCUGGAGAAUGAUCGUCUCUCCGACGGCUACAUCAAGUGCCUGCUAGACAAGGGGGCUUGCACCGCCGAGGGCAAGGAACUCAAGAGCCACAUCAAUGAGGCUCUCGCGAACGGUUGCGCCAAGUGCACCAAGGCCCAACAAGACGGAACCAGGGUGAUCAUUAAGCACCUGAUCAACAAGAAGGCUGAUUCCUGGUCUGACCUGAAGAAGAAAUACGACCCUAAGGGCAUCUACACCGUCAAAUACGAGAGCGAGUACAAAACUUUGUAAAUGACUCCUUACCUUUCCCUUUCCAACACCACAUAGUUUUCCGAAAUCCAAGGUCCAACGACUCCAUAGUUUUUUGUUAAAUGUGAUAAUACUCUUAUUGUUAUUAUUGUGACUGAA
Aricia agestis (brown argus) is the source of this 564-nucleotide messenger RNA. Its product is annotated as allergen Tha p 1-like. Lineage: Eukaryota; Metazoa; Arthropoda; Insecta; Lepidoptera; Lycaenidae. Bases 82 to 447 code for a protein of 121 amino acids. The transcript is spliced from 3 exons. The record is from RefSeq and is a predicted model, not a curated record.